Messenger RNA from Opisthocomus hoazin, 2511 nucleotides. Lineage: Eukaryota; Metazoa; Chordata; Aves; Opisthocomiformes; Opisthocomidae. The record is from RefSeq and is a predicted model, not a curated record.
AUGGAGAUGACAAGAGAGAGGUAUCAGUCUGCCCAGGAGGAGAAAAAGCAGCUCACCUUGAAGGUGGAGGAGCUAGAAAGAAAACUGGAGACAACGAGCGCCCAGAACAUAGAAUUCCUUCAGGUCAUAGCAAAACGCGAGGAGUCGAUCCACCAGUGUCAGCUGCGGUUAGAGGAGAAGACCCAUGAAUGUAGCUCCUUGGCACGUCAGUUGGAGAUGGCCAUUGAGGAUGCCAAAAGACAAGUGGAACAAACUCGAGAACGAGCAACGUCUAGGGAGAGGGCAGCCCAGUCCAAGCUGUUGGAUUUGGAGACACAGCUGAGCAGGAAUAAAACAGAGCUGAACCAAUUGCGUCGGAACAAAGACGAUGCAGAGCGCCGGUAUGAAAGUCGCCUGCAGGAUUUAAAGGAUCGGUUGGAGCAGUCGGAGAGCACCAACCGCAGCAUGCAAAACUACGUCCAGUUCCUCAAGUCUUCCUAUGCCACUGUUUUUGGAGACAUCCUGGAAGGAUGCAUGUCUCCUCUUGUACUCUCCGCUUACUCUGGCUGGGUGCUGGACACAGUGGUUGGGCAGUGGGCCCCAGAAACAGCACCCUCCAGAAGCUUGACACCUGAAGAGUCUGCUCCCCUCGCAAACCGGUCAUCUUCUCUGGAGAAGGUCCCGCCUGCUAGCUGCCAGGGCUCUUCACCUCUGUCAUCUACAGAGCCAAGUGAAACAAAGGGAAAUGAAGAUCUUAGUCUGCUGGAAAUGGAUCAAGAAGUCUUUCCAGCAGUUCUGCCAUCUAAAGUUACAGAAGUUGAAGGCUGCAUUCGGAUGUAUGAAGAGAUGCACAGGCUGAAAGGAAAGGAGGGGCUAAGGCAACGGCAGGAGCAGCAAGAACAGAUGGUGAGGGCAGUGUACGACCUGGCAAGUGAACAACUGAAGCGCUUUGAUGAACUGAAGGAGCUAAAGCAGCAUCAGGAGUUCCAAGAUUUGCGAGAAGUAAUGGAGAAGAGCUCAAAGGAGGCUCAGGGACAGCAGGAGAAGCUGAAGGAAGAACACCGACACAGAGCAAAGGUAUUAAACCUAAAACUGCGUGAGGCAGAGCAGCAACGUCAGCGUCAGGAAGAGCUGGAGCGUUUGCGUAAGGAAGAGGGCCAGGAAAGAUUGCGUCGCCUUUAUUCCAUCCAGGAGGAAGUGCUGCAGCUGAACCAGCAGAUUGAUCCCAAUUACAGACACAAAGAUUUGCCAAGAAUCGAUCUUUCUACAUACAGUAAUCGUGGCAACCAGAUCUGUGGGCUGGUGUCAGGACUCAUCCGCACCACAAGUGAGAGAGGUUUCCCUACUCAAGUAGAUGUGGCCAAUACUGAACGAGCACUGCAGGAGAUGCGAGGGCUGAUAUCCAGCAUGCAGCAAGAAAUCACUGCAGCUGUGGAAGAAAAAAGGAGGAGGGAUGAAGAGGAAGAGGGACAGAAGCAGAAAGAGUUACUGAAAAAAGAGCAGAUGAAGGCUCAGACUCCUGCCCCUGCACAGCAGUCAGGUGGAAAGCAGCAGAAGGAAGGACUUCAAUUCAAGGCAGACAAAAGUACCAUGCAGUGGUACCAGCAGCUUCAAGAUGCUGCUGAGCAGUGCGUUGCUUCUUUCAGUGGACUCAGCAACUGCAAAGACAACAGUGAGGUUAAGAAGAUAAAAACAGACUUGCAGAAAGCAGCUACGAUCCCUGUGAACCAGAUCUCUAGAAUAGCAGGCUCUCAGCUGAGAGGGAUAUUUGACAAGAUCAAUAACCUGCUCUCUGGAAAGUCUGUUCAGAGUGGAGGGCGAACUGUAUCAGUGACUCAGCAUCCGCAGGGUCUGGAUUUUGUUUUUUACAAACUUGCGGAGAAAUUCGUGAAUCAAGGAGAAGAAGAAGUAGCUUCUCACCGUGAUUCAGCUUUCCCGAUUGCUGUGGUGGCCUCAGGAAUCUGGGAAAUGCACCCUCGAGUUGGAGAACUCUUUUUAGCUCAUCUGCACAAAAAGUGCCCCUAUUCUGUGCCAUUUUACCCUGCAUUGAAAGAGGGGACUUCUAUGGAAGAUUAUCAGAGGAUGCUUGGAUAUCAAGUUAAGGAUUCUAAGAUGGAAGAGCAAGAUCAUUUUCUUAAACGGAUGUCAGGAAUGAUUCGUCUUUAUGCUGCUAUCAUUCAACUCCGGUGGCCUUACGGAAACAAACAAGGGACGCAUCCUCAUGGGCUGAACUAUGGAUGGCGCUGGCUUGCUCAGAUGUUGAAUAUGGAGCCUCUGGUAGAUGUGACAGCUACACUUCUCUUUGAUUUUCUGGAGGUGUGUGGCAACGCUCUCAUGAAAGAGUAUCAGAUGCAGUUCUGGAAAAUGAUGUUACUUAUGCGAGAAGACUAUUGCCCAAGGAUUGAAGCAAUUACCAGCUCUGGACAGAUGGGCUCUUUAAUGCGUUUCAAGAAGUUCUUGGAGAAAUGUCUACAGCAGAAGGAAAUUCCAUUACCAAAGGGUGCUCUGCAGUCUUGCUUUUGGAGGUCAUAA